Molecule: messenger RNA, 261 nt
Organism: Phyllotreta striolata
Lineage: Eukaryota; Metazoa; Arthropoda; Insecta; Coleoptera; Chrysomelidae
Source: the annotation of a GenBank genome assembly
AUGAGUUCGACGAAUCCAUCAUCGGCGACCACGACCGCGACCAAGACCAAAGCCAAGACCAAAUCCACCGUGAAGAAGUCGAAAACCGAGAAUGUAGACGCGACCAAGAAGAAGAAGUCGAAAAAAGCCGUCGGCAAGGACCAGGAGACCGGCUCCAAAAAGAAAUCGAUCAAAGACAAGACCAAGGAGAAGAAGACCGCGAAGAAAGCCACCGAUAAAACUGCAGCAGCGAGGAAAAACAACAAGAACAACGCGAGCUAA